UAAUAUGAAUUUGUAACGGAACGAAUAUAUGAUGUUUAAGCAAGCGUAAACGGCAAGUAUGGACAUCCGGUUUCGUGAAUCAUCGUUAUAUUCUUGAGAAAUAUACGUACGUAAGACGUUUGAGAAGAUAUUCGUGGCUAUGUUUUAUUAUCAUUGAGAUCAAGGGAAAAAUUGCGAAAGAAUAUUUGAACCUUAGUCAAUAAAUCUUAAAUAAUGAGAAAUAAAAAAAUAUAUUCAAAAAACAUGGACAACUUGUGAAAGACAACGAUAAAAAGUGUGUGUGUGUGUGUGUGUGUGUGUGUGUAUAUAUAUAUUGAUUGUUCAUCUAGUACGAGCAUGAAUCGAUGCAAAGAUGCUAUUUCAUUAGGCGAUCUAUUAUUUAUACGGUAAUUUCCAUUUAUACGAGCCAAUUUGCCAGAUGCUCGAAAAUAGUAAGCGAUAUAUCGGAUGACCCACUUUGAUCUUCCCACGCGAUUAUCCCUGAAACUAGUUGUCAAAAGGAAUAUUUCACAUGGAAGGUAAUAUCUUAAUUAAAAGUAAGUCUUUCCGAGCAAUGGUUUUGGAUAAACGAGUAGAGAGAUUAAAAUGGAUUACCCACGAUAUUGCGGCGAGUUGAGAAAGAAAUGUGUUCAUUGAAGGCAACUUUGUAGGGGGAGGGGGGAGGGGAGGAUAACGAUUCGCUUCUCGUUUCUUUUCAUUAAGGUAAAAUCGAUGUAAAGCUAGCUAAGGCUUCGUUUCGCCAAAUUCGAGCUAUUCGAAGAAGUAAGGAGAGUUGAGCAAGGGUAAACUUCGCUAGGGUAAACGUAAAAACGAAUGCGUUCACGAAUGCGAGCAGCGACAUUACUGUCAUUAAUCGCACGUGCUCCGCUUUCAUUCACGCCAACUCCCACCCACCCGUGAAUAACACGAUGCAAGCGUUUACAUUCACGCGGCGGUUGGCCGGCGCCAAUGGGUCGACGAGGGCCGUCGCCGUCGCCGUUCCGAUUGGCCGUUGCUUACUCCCAACAGUCUCAACGUACUAUACGAGCGAGGGAGAGAACGAGACGAUCGCGAAGCACUAUGAAUAGAACCGUAUAGCUCCAGGUCAAGGCAUAUGAAACGGAGCGUCUCUCUCUCUCUCUCUCUCUCUCUCUCUCUCUCUCUCUCUUUCUCGUCUCUCUGCUAGUUCCGACAAGGAGUUUGCCUGGUUUCGUUUCGAUUCUACCGCAAUAUGGCCGUAUCGUCGUACACACGACCCUCAUUCUCGGAGCAUCGUGCCCGUAAAUCACACGUCAAUCGUACGCUGCUCGCAAUAUUGUCGAAUGUGCUGUUGACGAAAGAUGGUACAAGUGUUUCCUUGAUUCAUCAUCAUGCAAAUGAUGUUAAUUAUUAUGAUGCAACAAUCAACAAUAGCGAUAAUAUAAGUCCUCUGGAAAAAUUUUAUCUAAUCACUGAACAAAAGUGGCAUAAGGAUACACUAGUGCCAAUCUCCUUAUUGCCCUCUGCGAAGGGAAUGCCUACGAGAUCCCAUCACAGAAUCCGGCAGUCCGUGACAGGACUGGAUGAUGCUGGAAUGGAUCUCCAAGUGGCCCAACUCAAUAGUCAGACGGACAAGGAAGUACAUUCCAGGACAACUCUAUCAUGGCUAGAUUGGCAUUUGCCUUACUUUGUAGCGCUUUGUGCAAUCGCUGGCACUAUUCUUUUUACAUUCCUAAUCUUGUUAUGGCUGCGAAAACAAAUGUCGCGUGAAAAAGAUAACGAAAAUGGCGAUCGGCACGGUCUGGUCGAGGAAGGUGCCAUUUGUCAGCCAGACAAGUCAACUAAAGAUGCUAAAGAACCCAUGGAAGCUAAAUGGGUUCACGAAGCAUUCGCGAAGCAAUCUGCACCCAAGUAUCCGGUACGACCAAUUCCUCAAACCUCUUUACCCGAGUCUUUGGCAACGCCCGAACGUAAACCGGAAGCGAUACGUAUAAAAGCAAAGGGAUUGUUGGAAAGACGCGGUUCGAGUACAAGUUUAACCAUAGAAUUGGCACCAGCUCCCGAAAGUCCGCCACAUAUGGUUACUCCUACCCGAGAAUGUACAACGGAAGAGUUUUUGCUAAGUGCGGGAAACGUAUUGUCGAGAGCACAAUUAAAAAAAGUUGUUGAAAGUACGGCAACGUUACACAAAGAAUUUUGGGAGGUGCCACUGAAUCUACCGGAAAAGGUGGACGUUUGUGGCUCGGGAGUGAAGAAUCGAUACAGCUCCGUUUUGCCCAAUCUACAAACAAGAGUAAUUCUGCCAGAUUCUUCCGACGAUCCGCUCGCCGGUUACAUAAACGCCAACUACAUCCGAGGAUACGACGGCGAAAAUGCUAGAUACAUCGCGACACAGGGACCAUUAGCCAACACGAUAGCAGAUUUCUGGAAGAUGAUCUGGACAGAAAAAGUUCCUGCAAUCGUCAUGAUAACUAGGCUGUACGAAGCGUCCAAACCAAAGUGCGAAGCGUAUUUUCCCUUUGACGUAAAUAAUCGCAUGCAAGCUGGACCUUUCACAAUUAUCGUUAACUAUACCGAUACGAGAAACGGAUAUACCGUCAGAACUAUGGAGAUUCGACACGAAGGAGAAAGAAGACAUUUGCAGCACUAUUGGUAUGAUUCAUGGCCGGACCAUGCUGUACCUCAAACUGCAGAUGCGCUCGUUAGUAUGGCCGCAGAGGUAAACGCUUUACCAAAACCAGUGGUCGUCCACUGCAGCGCGGGUAUAGGACGAACUGGCUGUUUUAUAGCGAUAGGAAUAGGGAUGAAUCAACUUAUGAGAGAGGAAAAUGUCGAUGUACUGGGUAUUUUGUGCCAGAUGAGAUACGACAGGGGAGGGAUGGUACAAACGGCUGAACAAUAUGAAUUUAUUCAUAGAGCACUUAAUCUUUUCGAGCAGACGUUAGACAGCAAGCCGUCGACUUCGAGCGUUUGAAUGGAUCGAUGUAUCGCUAUAUCGAAAUAGGAAUUUCUUUCGCUUUUUCUUUUAUGAUGAAACGGGGCUUUAUUAUUGCCUAAGAGAAUGUCACUUCGCGCAGGGCUACAUAUGCUUACCGAAAAAAAUAUAAAUUUUUAACGAAUCUCAAUGUAGUCUGUGAACCGACGCUCUCAUAUUUAUCUCAAUAUUCGAACGAGUUGAAACUCGUUUAACAAGCUGCCAUUUUCUACUGCCAUGACAAAUCGUUGACAAUUGAUAUCAAUCACAGAGCUCAAAGAGUAAAAAAAAAAGAAAGGGUUCACCGUCGGAGUGCAUUUUCUAAGCAGGUGCUUUUUAAAACUGAGGUAUCAUAAAUAGCUUAAUGAAAAGAGUAUUUAUGUUUAUAUAUAAUAACGCGCGACGUAAAUCGUGCGGCACGUACGCUUAAAGAUCAAGGUUAUAUUAUUUUAUAUAAGUUACAAAUUAGAAAUAAUCUAUAAAUACGGCGAUAAUAUAUUCGCGAUUCGUAUCAUAAAAUUUAUAUCUAAAGAGAUCGCUAAACUUUGGAUUUAAUUAUCCACAAAUUCCUCGUGUAUUAGGAAAUAGUCAAUAAGUUCCAAUAAAAUUUCAAAUAUACAGAAAUGUAUAGAAACGGUUUCGCGACUGUAAUAAUGUAACUGAUACACUAAUACGAUGUAUAUACAUAUGUAUCGUAUUGUCAUCUUUGCUAUUGUCACGCAUCACGUUGGAGUAGAAACAUGACAAAAUUUACUAAACUGUUCCAGCGUGUAAGAGCUAAAGUUAAUCGUAAUUACUUUAAUGUAUAUAAUGUUAAAUGUGAGCUAAAUGUGAAAUUAUAUGUGCGUGUGUGUACGUGUGUACAUAUGUACAUGUAUAUACAUAUACACACGCACAAGGUGAGGCAAUAACUAUUUAUCUUCAAAGAUAUUCAAGGUGUUAUUGCCUCACCCUGUACAUGUAUACAUACAAACGCACCGGCACACACACACACACACACACACACACACACACACACACACACACACACACACACACACACAACACAGGUGAAUAAUUGUUAAAACAAUUACUAAUUUAUGGGACCCAAAACUAGACAUUGUCUUGUAUUUUUAGUUCCUAUGAUUUUAAAAUACCCUUAACAAUUUUUGUUUUUAUUUAGCUGACUAAGACUGAACACGAAUAGUACAAUAUGAUUUAAAAAGAAAAGAGACAAUGGUUUGAUAAAAAAAAAUCUGAAUAAGAGUCAAUUUGAUAGAGAAAUACGAGCCGCGUGUAACGUUAUUGUUAAAGCGAAUAUAUCGGUAUAAAUCCAAGCAAAAGUCCAAUAUUCUCAAUUGAAUCAUAUUCUCAGGAAAUAUACAAGUAUAUUCGCUCACUCUGACAAGUUUACUCGUUUAUUUAUCAAAUUGAGACUGUUUUGAUAUAACAAUUAUUUAUAUUGUAAUUUAACUUAAUAAUAACAGAUCUUUACAAGUUAUAGAAAUAAAUUCAUAUUUAUUCUAAAAGAGUAUAUAACGAAGAAAUAAUUUAUAAUGUAAUUUUCGCGUUGUGUUUUAUAUAAAAAUAAAUCUGUUUUAUUCAUUUGAAUAAUAAAAAGUGUAUGAAAAAAGAAUUUGAAUAUUAUACAAUAUCAGUCAAUAGUUACGUAAAAUUCGAAAAUGUAAAUUUAACUUUGGAAAUGUGUAAAUGUUAAUGUUUCAAAUGAUGAUAAUUUAAAUGAAAAUUAAUAUCCAAUUGAUUAAAAUCUAAUACAUUUUUCGAUUUUAAUACACGAGUGGAUUAAUACAUGAGAGAUUCAAAUCAAUUUGAAUUUGAAUUAUUAUCGCAAAUUUGCAUGACAAUAAACGAUCAUUACAAAGUUAUCGUUUUGUUAAUUGAUUAAAUACAAAGGAUCUUUUUUGGCUGCUAAUACUUUUUAGACUAUUUAUAAUAAACAGUAGAGUAAUAAUCGAUAUACAUACUAAAGUUCUCGAUAGAAUCAGCCCGAAUAGUAUCGAAAUUCAUGGCGUAUACCUGUAUUACGUGUAUUUUGAGGUGUUAGUGAUUAACUCGUUUUGCAUGGUCGAGGAGUUUGACCAUCUCGACUUAGUCUAGAUAAAGGAAAAUUUAACAGUUAAAAGUUAAAUGAUACGAGAUGUAUUUGACUUUUGCGCGCAUACAAAGACGUAGAGAGCAGUUUCGUACGUGUGCUAGUAAAUGAAAUUAAUGAAUUUAUCGAUAUACGCAUAAUUAUCGCUUAUCGCUUAUUAUUCGUUCGUGUUGAUUUCAUACCUCGAAAAACGUAUGUACAUUUAUGUAAACGCGCGUAUAGAGUAUACAUGUGUGUGCAUACUAUGUGUACAUAGAUUGUACAGAGAGAGAGAGAGAGAGAGAGAGAGAGAGAGAGAGAGAGAGAGGUGUGUAUAUUUAAGAGAAUAUGUAUUUGUUUAAGACAGACAAAGUAUAUUAUUUAUGAACACGCAAAGAGUCGCAAAAAUGACUUGGUAUAAAUGUAUUAAUAGGCAAUGGAUAAUAAACGAUAACAAUAAUACUGUAACAAUGAUAAAUGACAAAAGUAAUAACAAUAAUUUAGAAACCCCUUGGUGUUCAAUUGUACUUAUAUGUAAUAAAUGUUUAUAGUGUCCACGCAUA
Messenger RNA from Solenopsis invicta (red fire ant), 5566 nucleotides. RefSeq names its product tyrosine-protein phosphatase non-receptor type 7. The coding region runs from base 1211 to 2932 and encodes 573 amino acids. Gene Ontology annotation, biological process: protein dephosphorylation. Gene Ontology annotation, molecular function: protein tyrosine phosphatase activity. Lineage: Eukaryota; Metazoa; Arthropoda; Insecta; Hymenoptera; Formicidae. The transcript is spliced from 8 exons. The record is from RefSeq and is a predicted model, not a curated record.